This is a messenger RNA of Exophiala mesophila, 1826 nucleotides long. RefSeq lists its product as uncharacterized. Gene Ontology annotation, cellular component: cytoplasm. Bases 262 to 1632 code for a protein of 456 amino acids. Lineage: Eukaryota; Fungi; Ascomycota; Eurotiomycetes; Chaetothyriales; Herpotrichiellaceae. The record is from RefSeq and is a predicted model, not a curated record. The transcript has a single exon.
CCUUUGAGAAGGAGUUGGUGGAUCUCUGACAGAUCUUCCUCGCCACUGGCAAGUUUGGGUGUGAUGUAUAAGCCGCGAACACAUAAGGAAUACUUUUCAUUAUCAUUUCAACAUCUUCCAUCGAAUCUAGAUUGUUUGACUACACAGCUUUGUGUAUAGCUGCGAUCCUGUCCAGGGCUGGCGUAUAUUCAGCUGAUUCGAAAGAUUCAAUGAUUAGGUGGAUCGUCAUAUUGCUGCAAAAUCAAGAUCGCAACCAUCACCAUGCCGCUCACAGUCCUUAGUGACGCCGAGGUUCGAAACCUCCUCCUCACUUUGACCAGAGCAGACAUCGAAGAUUUACAAGGGACACUGGGAGAAGCUCUCCAUUCUUAUUCUACGGGAGACACAAACUCGCCUUGCAGUGCAUCGCACCAACCGCGGCAGACGGCCAUCAAAAGGAAUGGCGUCACAACCUUGUUCAUGCCGGCCUCGACAGGGACCACAGUGGGCAUGAAGAUUGUUUCUCUAGAACAAGCAGAUGCACCAAGCAGAAAGCAAUCCUCGACGACUUCGCAGAAGGGAAGUAUCUCAACACCGGAUGGAGCAUCCCCAUUAAAAUCAGUGACCAGCGACCUGGGUUCCAUGACCAUCAGCCCAGCAUCAACCCUAGCAUCCGAAGAAACAACCUCGUCAAGUGGCAGCAAGGGUUCAAUCGAUGGCUCGAGUUUCCGACCACCGGCUUCAAUUGCCAGUUCUCAAAGCACUACGCCUAAAGGAUCUGUUGCUGUCUUCGACUCCAAAGGCAAUCCACAGGGCAUUGUAAAUGCGGAAGAACUCACAGCUUUUAGAACGGCUCUGGCUGCCACGUUUCUGGUCCGCAAACGCCACCAUUGUCACACCGUAACGGUCUUUGGGGCCGGGAAGCAAGCGUACUGGCACAUCCGCUUGGCCUUGCUGCUCAGGGGAGAUGACAUAAAGCACGUCAACAUCAUCAAUCGAUCCUUUGAGAGGGCCAUUCGAUUGAUGAAGGCGUUUCAGAUCACGGACGACUCCCCUGACAAAGGCAAGUGGCGUAAAGACGUCAAGUUUUCCACCAUGAGCCCCGAUUUUGGAGAGUAUGGACGCUUGCUCAAGGAAGAGGUCCGAAAAGCGGAUGUGCUUUUCUGCUGCACUCCUUCAGCAGAACCUCUAUUUCCUGCCGAAUUCCUCACAUCGCGAGAAGGUCAGAGGAAGGGCCGAUAUAUCUCUGCUAUUGGUUCGUAUACGCCUCACAUGUGUGAGUUGCAUCCCGACAUACUCAAGGUCGCCGUUAAACAUGACGGGCACCAUCACCAUCAUAAGCAUGCUAAACAGGGAGGGGUGGUUAUCGUCGACAGUCUGGAGUCAUCUCUCAAAGAAGCAGGCGAGGUGAUUCAGGCCAAGCUCAAGCCAGAUCAGCUCGUGGAGAUUGGAGAAUUGAUCAUGAUCAAGAAAGCAGCCAGGAAGGAAGUCGAGCUGGGCGGCGAAGGAGAAGGGGGUCUGUGGGAAUGGCUGACUCGGGGCAACGUCAUUUACAAGAGCGUUGGGAUGGGUCUAAUGGAUCUGGUGGUUGCAGGUGAAUUGAUCAGGUAUGCACGGGAGCGUAAUUUGGGAGUGACAGUCGAGGACUUUUAGGUCGAUUGGGGAUGUUUUGAAACAUCCUGAGGACGAGGUUUUGUCUUGUUGGGAGGAGUCUGGAUCCAGAUCACAGUUGUUUCCGUUGGGUUUGUGAGUAACCCACUCGCUGUAAUUAUAAGCGACAUUUUACUACCUAAAUCAUCUCUGUUAUCAAGCGCAGACACCCAAUUUGACAGGACUGUAUCUCCCAA